Messenger RNA from Cimex lectularius (bed bug), 2169 nucleotides. Its product is annotated as aromatic-L-amino-acid decarboxylase. Bases 116 to 1546 code for a protein of 476 amino acids. Gene Ontology annotation, biological process: serotonin biosynthetic process; catecholamine metabolic process; amino acid metabolic process. The record is from RefSeq and is a predicted model, not a curated record. Gene Ontology annotation, molecular function: pyridoxal phosphate binding; aromatic-L-amino-acid decarboxylase activity. The transcript is spliced from 12 exons. Lineage: Eukaryota; Metazoa; Arthropoda; Insecta; Hemiptera; Cimicidae.
CUUAGGCAAUUCUUCGGCAUCCUUGGUGGGAGACGCUAAGAGUGGGACAGACAACGAUUUCAAUGCAGUUCUGUUCCGAGAUCCAAACCGGACGACCACUACAUUUUACCCAGCCAUGGAUCACAAAAAUUUCAAGGAGUUCGCCGGUGCGAUGGCGGAAUACAUAGCCAACUACUUGGAAAACAUAAGAGACAGGAGAGUGUUGCCGACCGUCGAGCCCGGCUAUCUGAGACCUCUCAUCCCGGCCGAAGCUCCGGAAACUCCAGAAAAAUGGACGGAUGUCAUGAAAGACAUCGAAAGGGUCAUCAUGCCGGGGGUUACCCACUGGCAUUCGCCCAAAUUCCACGCUUAUUUUCCUACUGCCAACUCUUAUCCUGCGAUAGUCGCGGACAUGCUGAGCGACGCCAUCGCCUGCAUCGGUUUCUCUUGGAUCGCAUCCCCUGCGUGCACGGAGCUUGAAGUGGUCAUGCUAGACUGGCUGGGAAAGUUGUUGGACCUUCCGAAAGAGUUCCUCGCCUGCUCUGGAGGAAAAGGUGGCGGAGUCAUACAGGGGACAGCCAGCGAGGCUACUCUGGUCGCACUUUUGGGCGCUAAAGCAAGAGCGAUCGCUCGAGCCAAGGAAGACCACCCGGACUGGUCCGACUACCAAAUUAUCUCCAAAUUGGUAGCCUACGCUUCCGAACAGGCACAUUCUUCGGUGCAGAGGGCAGGCCUGCUCGGCGGAGUCCAGUUCAAGCUGCUGCCGACAGACGAAAGGUACAGGAUGCAAGCAGCACCGCUCGUCGAAGCGGUCAGAAAAGACAGAGCCGAAGGGCUCAUACCUUUCUUAGUUGUAGCCACCCUGGGGACGACGAGUUGUUGCUCCUUCGAUAAUUUGGCCGAUAUCGGCGUCGCCAGCAAAGAAGAGGGUCUCUGGCUCCACGUGGACGCCGCUUACGCAGGUUCAGCCUUCAUAUGUCCGGAAUACCGCUAUCUCAUGGAAGGAAUCGAUUACGCCGAUUCUUUCAACUUCAAUCCUCACAAGUGGCUUCUAGUGAACUUCGACUGUUCCACCAUGUGGUUCAAGGAUCCAUCCUGGAUAGUGAAUGCUUUCAACGUGGAUCCCCUUUAUUUAAAACACGACCAGCAGGGAGCCGCUCCUGAUUACAGGCACUGGCAAAUUCCACUCGGACGUAGGUUCCGUUCGCUCAAACUCUGGUUCGUCAUGAGACUGUACGGCGCUGAUAACCUGAGAGACCACAUCAGGAAGCAGAUCAACCUGGCCCACCAGUUCGAAGAAUACGUCCGUGCGGAUCCUUCGUUCGAACUUUUCGGCGAUGUCCUCAUGGGACUGGUUUGCUUCCGAAUCAAGGGAUCGAACGAGAAGAACGAAAAACUGCUUAAGAUGAUCAACGGAAACGGCAAGAUACACAUGGUGCCGUCCAAGAUCAACGGUACCUACUUUCUGAGGAUGGCCGUCUGUUCGAGGUACAGCGAGCCUCAAGACAUAAAAGAGUCCUGGGAAGAGGUGAAAGCCAUGGCGACACUGAUGGAAAAGGAAGGUUGAAAUAAUAUUUGCAAUAAAUUCGAGCCUUAGUGAUAUAUAAAAUCCAAAGUCGUUUAAAAAUUAAUGGACAAUAAAAUUAUUGACAAUAAACGGAAUUUUCGUCGCUAAAGUUCGAAUUUGUUGUUAACAGCUGAAGGAUUCUCGGUCUUAGUUGAAACUGUCACCACUCUUCCUUACAACGAACAUACUCAUGAUAUUCAUAAUCGUAAAAUAUAAUACUAACGUAAAAUUUUCAAAUGUCUAAAAUGGAAUUAAGCUGUUUUGAUUCGUAUAAGCCAAUUUUGACAAAUACCAACGGUAAUUGCUUAAUUAUUUUCAAUUGCAAAAAUAACAUAAUACAAUAAUUGAUUUGAUUAAGGUACCAUUAUGAAAUGAUGACAGGUGCUGACCGAGAAUCCCGGUGACUGCAACACGAAAAUCAAAAAAUCAACGAAAACCCGAGUAUUAUUUAAAAGUAUUGACACAAAUAAUAUAUUAAAUAUCGCGUCAUCGAAUAUAAAAAUUUGAUAAUUAAUGAAAUAUCAAAAAUAUAUUUCAAUGUUUUACUGUACAAUUACUAUAAGAAUGUGAAAAUGUAACAUUAUCAAGCUGUAUGAGCGUAUUUAUUUUUCAAAAAAAAAAAA